Molecule: messenger RNA, 999 nt
Organism: Arachis ipaensis
Lineage: Eukaryota; Viridiplantae; Streptophyta; Magnoliopsida; Fabales; Fabaceae
Source: RefSeq, a predicted model, not a curated record
AUGAAGUCUUUCUUGAAUGAUGGAAACAAUACUACUACUGCUACUACUACUAAUCAUGAUGAUGAUAGUAACAAUCAUAACUGGUUGAUGGGUUUCUCUCUCUCACCCCACCACCACCACAACAUGAAAAUGGAGUUGAAUAAUCCUUCUUCAACAAUGUGUUAUGCUGAAAACCCUUCUCCCUUUCAUUCUUCUCCUUCUCUGGCUAUGAUGCCACUCAAAUCUGAUGGCUCACUCUGCAUAAUGGAAGCUCUCACUACAUCACAAACCCAAGUGAUGGUGCCAAGUUCUUCAUGUUCAUCUCCAAAGCUUGAGGACUUUCUAGGUGGUGCAACAAUGGGAGCUCAUGAAUAUGGUGAACAUGAAAGAGAAGCAAUGGCUCUAAGCUUAGACAGCAUUUACUAUAACAAUAGCCAUCAUCAUCAUCAUCAAAAUUCUGAGGCUGAAAACAACAACAGACAACAACAUUGUUCUUCUAAUUCUUCUUUGGACCUUAUUCUCUCAGACCCUUUUAAGCAACAAGGGCAUAAUAGUAAUAAUCAUCAUCAUGAACAUGAUCAUGAUGUGAAUCAAUACUAUUCAGCACUUGGCUGCAGCAAUGAUGGUUCUACUAACAUUCUACCAUUUGUUGAAGAAGAAGAAGAAGAAACAACAAAGGAACCUCAUCAUCAAAUGCAUCAAGAACAAGAGAAUAAUAAUUGCUUCAUCAGAAACUGGGUUAAUGGAAAUAAUAAUAAUAAUAAUAAUAAUAAUGGAAUGGUGGAAAGUGUUAAUGUGAAUGUUAAUGGUGGAGGUGGGAAUUUGAAGACUUUAAGUCUUUCAAUGAGUCCUGGUUGUUCAUCUACUUCUCAAUCAUCAUCAAGCCAUGUAAGUGUUUCAACAACUACUCAUAAUCAUAAUCAGAUCUCAGCAGGUUCUUCUUCUUCAAAUUCUUGCAAGGCCAUGGUGGAAGUUGCAAAGAAUAAUAAGAGAGGACACAAUAAUAGUAUGUAUAUAUAA